AUGGGUGAGGUGAACCGCAUUUAUGAAUGUUUAGGUGGAUCUGACACCUGUCCGAUUACUCGUACUGUGAACGGCUACUCGACGGUCCUGGAGUACUGCGCUCUCUCCCCUCUCAGGUCGAGAGGGAUGGGAAAGCCUGUGCCGGAGUUUCAGACGGACAACGAUGCAUACAACUACUACAAUGUAUAUGCAAAGAAGAUUGGGUUUGGAAUUCGCAAAGCUACUUUUGAAAAAUCAAAGAAAGCUUUAGGAGAGAUUCUUUCGAGGACUUUUGUUUGUGAUAAAGCGGGGAGAAAGAGAGCAUCGACUGAAAAUGCAAGUGAAUUGAUUAUCAAUCGUCGUCCGAAAACUAAAGUUGGUUGUGGUGCAAAAAUGAAGAUUAAGCUUACUUCUUCAAAAGCUUGGAAGGUUACUAAGUUCAUUUCUGAGCAUGUUCAUCCUUUAACAAGCCCUGAUAAAGUAAUGCAUUAUCAUUCUCACAAGCAGCGACAUCGAUCGAAGCAUUGCAUUAACCUCAUUGAGUUGUUGCAUGAAGAGGGAAUGAGACCAUCUAAUAUUAAAAAGGUGCUUAAUGUUGGAUAUCAAGGACAAGAUGCUGAACAAGUCACCACACAACAGAUGAUUGAUCUUAUUAGAAAGACAAGAAAGGAAUCGGAUCCAAAUUUCUAUUUUUCUAUGGAGGUCGAUCACUUUGGUACACUGAGAAGUGUGUUUUGGGCUGAUGGUAGAGCUAGAGCCUCUUAUUUAAGUCUUGGAGAUGUAGUUGUGUUUGAUACCACAUACAAGACUAAUCAGUUGAGUAUGCCAUUUGCUCCAUUUACAGGAGUAAACCACCACGGCCAAUCCACCCUCUUCGGUUAUGCAUUGCUUGCCGACGAGCGAGAGGAAACCUUCAAGUGGUUGUUUUCGCAAUGGCUCAAGUGUAUGCAUGGGGUAGCACCAAAGGCUAUCAUAACUAAUCAGGAUGCAUAG
This is a messenger RNA of Asparagus officinalis (garden asparagus), 972 nucleotides long. RefSeq names its product protein FAR1-RELATED SEQUENCE 5-like. The record is from RefSeq and is a predicted model, not a curated record. Lineage: Eukaryota; Viridiplantae; Streptophyta; Magnoliopsida; Asparagales; Asparagaceae. The transcript has 3 exons. Bases 1 to 972 code for a protein of 323 amino acids. Gene Ontology annotation, biological process: regulation of DNA-templated transcription.